AUGGUUAGAAAAUUGAAGUAUCAUGAACAAAAGUUAUUGAAGAAGGUAGAUUUUCUGGAAUGGAAACAGGACCAAGGUCAUAGAGAUACACAAGUGAUGAGGACAUAUCAUAUCCAGAAUCGUGAAGAUUAUCAUAAAUAUAACAGGAUAUGUGGUGAUAUCCGUAAAUUGGCACACAAAUUAUCACUUUUAUCUCCAACCGAUCCAUUUCGUCAUAAACAUGAGAAACUUUUAUUGGAGAAAUUAUAUAAUAUGGGUAUCCUAUCCACAAAAUCAAAGAUAUCGGAUUUGGAGAAUAAGGUCACUGUAAGUGCAAUCUGUAGAAGGAGGUUACCUGUAAUUAUGCAUAGAUUGAAGAUGGCUGAGACUAUUAAAGAUGCAACUGAAUUUAUCGAACAAGGUCAUAUUAGAGUAGGGCCAAAUCUAAUCAAUGACCCUGCUUACUUAGUAACUAGAAACAUGGAGGAUUAUGUCACUUGGGUUGAUAAUUCUAAGAUUAAGAAGACUGUUUUGAAGUAUAGAAACGAAAUUGAUGAUUUUGAAUAUGCAUAA
Molecule: messenger RNA, 552 nt
Organism: Arxiozyma heterogenica
Lineage: Eukaryota; Fungi; Ascomycota; Saccharomycetes; Saccharomycetales; Saccharomycetaceae
Gene: IMP3
Product: snoRNA-binding rRNA-processing protein IMP3
Exons: 1
Coding region: 1-552 (183 amino acids)
Biological process (GO): translation; ribosomal small subunit biogenesis; rRNA processing
Cellular component (GO): small ribosomal subunit; Mpp10 complex; small-subunit processome
Molecular function (GO): snoRNA binding; structural constituent of ribosome; rRNA binding
Source: RefSeq, a predicted model, not a curated record